Messenger RNA from Polyodon spathula (Mississippi paddlefish), 2506 nucleotides. RefSeq lists its product as uncharacterized. The record is from RefSeq and is a predicted model, not a curated record. The transcript has 3 exons. Bases 1402 to 2016 code for a protein of 204 amino acids. NCBI's taxonomy places the organism in Eukaryota, Metazoa, Chordata, Actinopteri, Acipenseriformes, Polyodontidae.
AAUAACUUUGCCAAAUAGAAAGCGACUACGUUGUGUUUCUGAGGCGAUUGUAAUGAAAAGUUUUUAAGAAUUACUGUUUAGUAUUCUGUCUUAAAUCAGUAGUGUGUCAGUCCCAAACUCUUGUGACCGAGACUACAUAUUAAAUAAACGGGGGGAUUAAUUCGGUAAUCAGAUUAUUCUACCUUUUAUUGAGCGAACUUUGUGAAAGAGUACUUGAACUGAAACCUCAAGGCACAAGGGGUACAGUUUUAAAUAAAAGUUGCAAACCACAGAUCUAGCAUAUAAACAAUAUCGAACAGAUACAUUUCCAUGUGAGACUAUAUAAAACACAGAUUAUUAUUCAUUUGAAGAUUUUAAAGACUAUUUUAAAAUGUUUGUAUUAUUAUUUAUUUAUUUAUUAUUAGCCGCCCUUAUCCACGAUUUCAGAAUAAACCAGAAAUGAAUACAACACAGUGCAAAUUGGGAGAUAACGUAUAAUACAUUAAAAUGUGGAAUAAUAGUGAGGUAACUAGAAAGCAUACGCGGUCAUACUAUAUUUACCAUAGUUUAACACUACCGCAGUAUAUACAGUAUUGUGGAUUUACCUAAUUCUGUGCAUUUAGCUUUUUAACACUACACGGUUUUAAUAAGUAUCGAUAAAACGCUUAAGAUGGUUUAUAUAGAAAUGAAGGUCACAUUUUCUGGGCGUAUGGAAAACCCUGUUUAAUAACGCGUUUAUAUGAAGACGUGGUUUUUCUAUAUUAGCAUUACUAACUUACAUUUUUCACUCACAAAACAUUUACAAAUCACGUUAUAAAUUACUAAAUGAAAAACAAUAAAUAAACACACAAAGAAGUAAAUCAAUUACUGCGUUUUAUAAACACCCAUGUGGCGUAGGCCCAAAUAGCAAAGUAAAACUGAACCCGUGUGGAGUGAAGGUGUCGACUGAUCAAAUGAGUUAGUUCUCAAGUCGUUUACAAAUUAGCAAAAUACCUUGUCAAAAAAAAAAAAUACUAGGAAUAGCCAGUCCAAAGUAAGACUGGGAUCCAACGGGAGCGGUGUCAAGAGUAUAGUACAUCACUAUCACAUUUCCUUGUUUACACAGCCAACUAUAUACACGGAUGAUCAGAUUGGAAAGUUUUACCACAUCAAUGAUAAGAUGUGUUCUAAUCACCCUAGCUCUAUAUGAUAUCUGAUACUGCACCAUUUUCGUCAAACCUACAUUAACUUAAAUGCACAGCCAUAUGUUAAUACACGACAUGGCAUUUAUAAGCUUCUCAUAGGACAAAUUAAUUUGACAAAUAUUACAAACUACAGGGGAUAAUUGUACAUUAUUCUAGACAGCGUGAAAUACAAAAUUAUGGAACGAACGUUUAAUAUAUAACCAUAACUAAAUUUAAUUUAUAAACAUAACUAAAUUCAAUGAGCAACAUUUUGGUGAUCUGCACAACAUCUACGUUACGUCAUGAAAUGCUGUGUGUAAAUAACAGUAGCCCUACACUGUGUUGUGUGGGGGAAGGUGACUGGUCCAUUUCCACAAGGUUGUACAACCGGUUUUAUACUAAUAUGCCUGCGGAAAAAUACUUUGUCUACGCUACUGUUUGUUUUGAUACUUCAGCAGUAAGACCAGGAACUAAAUCGUUUCCUUCUUUUAACGAGCACAUCAUAUUUCUUUCUUUUUUUUAUCCUCUGCCCCGCAGGUUACACAACUCCACAUUUGACGUAAGUCCUUGCGAGCUCCUCUCUUUGAUGAGAAAGUCUGAUUAUUAUUUCCGGACAGACUGGAAAUUCUGGCCAGUCAAAGCGAUCAUGGCGUCGGUACUCGGCUGCUGUUUGAGAUGGUGCGGAGACGGAGGAUCGGGGCAUGUUCCUUUGAAAGAAAUGCCUGCAGUCCAGCUAGACACACACCACAUGGGAACAGAUGUUGUUAUCGUCAAAAGUGGCAGAAGAAUAUGUGGCACGGGUGGCUGCUUAGCAAAUGCUCCUUUACAUCAGAAUAAGAGCUAUUUUGAAUUCAAAAUCCAGUCCACAGGUUAGUAAUUGGGUGUGUGUUUUGUUUUGUUUCCAUGAAACUCUAGAACAGUAAACUAUUAUUGACAGUCUGCUCAUUUUAUGAGGUAACGCUCUGUUGGUUUGAAUAUGGGAUAAUCCGUGCCUGGUGAUUACCAAGAGAAUAUUUACACAAGACCAGCAUUAGUAAACAGUAUGAAAUGCCAACAUUCUUGCUAAAGUAUUUCAUUUAUGAAACUCUUUUGAUAUUAAAGUUUACAGUUCCCCCGGUCUGUGCAGUUUUGAUGUUGUGAGCUCUUGUGUUUGAUCUGAACCAUGGCAAAGAAGUUGUAUCUAAUUCAAUUGUGAUGCAGCACUCAUCCAGGGCUAUAGUUUAACUGCACGGCUAUAAUUGCACAUUUAGCAGUAUAACUGCAGGGGCAUGAUUUCUGCUGUUGCAGAAUAACAAAUGAAUGGCUAUCUGCUCUGUGAUGAUCUGAAACGACCUUGAGUGUUGUAUGAAUUUCAACAUUCAUGG